GUGUUUCGGUGUCAGGUUUGAUUGUAAUUCACAUAAAAUAUUUACAAUACUAUAAAAAAUGAGGUGACGUGGAUUCAUAUAAAAGAUUAAAGUUUAAUCAUUCCAUAUAUUAUAGUCAUAAAUAUUUAGUUGUAUGCUAAAAAUGGCGGGUGCACCGAUGAAAUUGGGUUCUAUAGUCUCAUUUUGUAUUGUCCUUUAUGCUAUUUAUUUUCGUAAAAACGACAUAGGUGAUGAAAGAUUAGUGUCUUUGAAAGAACAUUUGUUGUUUUUGGAAAGUAAAAAUAAAGUCGGUGUUGGAGUUUCGCAGCCUAAAGUAGCGUUAGGUUAUGGAGCAUGCCACGACUUAUUUGUAAACGCAACAUUACUCCUAGAUUAUCAAGAUCUCAAAGGCAGUCCGGAGCACUUCAAUGAGAUCUCUAAUAAAGAAGAGUUUGUUAAAAGUUUUGCAUACUUUUUUAAACAUGGUGCAGCUGCUGAGUAAGUCAAACCUUUUAAUAUAGCCAUUUCUUAUAGUGAAGAGUCAGUUGCUCUACAUGCUAUUUUAAUCUAAUAUUUAAUAAUAAAAUUAAAAGUCUAAUAUCAAACAAAAUAUUGUAUUUUCAUUCAUUCUAUAAAUACCCUAUCAAAAGUCCACGGCUGGACUUAGGCCUCCACAAUAGAUUGCCUCAUAAAGAUUAAAUUUGCCAUAAUGGCCAUUCUUGGGAAGCUAAAGCAGGACAACUACAGUUUCUUAAUAUUAUUAAGUUAUCAGAACAAUGCUGAUGCCCAUCUCCUGUUUUAUUUCCCUCUAUCGGCUCUUACAACAUCUAUGGGAUUGCAUAGGUUGUGAAUUCUUAUAUAUAAUAUAUUAAAUAAUAAUGGAUUGCUGUAUAUAAUAUAUGAUAAGAUACUUAUCAACUUAAUUAACUACACUUUUCCUUCACAGGAGAUUUAUGUCUAAUAGUAAACUAUAUGACGAUCUAGUGGAACAAGCACUCAAACUACCAGAUACAAGAUGGGCUAUUGGGGGAAAUGCACCUCUAAUGGCUAAAAGGUUUUAUCUAGAAGGAUGGAAAGUGCUGUUUGGGGCUAAAAUGAGUAAAAAACUGAAAAGUUACAUUCCGGAGGAAAUAUUAGUAGUGGGUGACAAUGAAAAUGAAGAAGUGAGAGAUGAUAUUCAUAUGAUACUAGAGUACAAAGCAGAUGAAAGGUUUGGUGAAUACAAAGCACCAAGAGCCAAUAGAUAUAUUAUGCAUAAUGACGAGAAUAAUCCCUUAUUGAGUUCCUUAGAGAAACUGGGUGAAUAUUUGCCAAGUUUUAAACCGAAUUUACUAGUCAUAAGUGGUCUACAAAUGAUGGACAACUUUCCAUUUAAAAGGGAUGGUAAAGGUGAGACAACUUUUUUUUAGUCACAAUAUAUGAUUCUUUAGUUCUUUCUAGCAAAUGACAUGUAAGCAUCCAAUAGAUGGAUGAAUCAAUCUUCAAAUAUAAAAUAAUGAUUCCUAUCCUUACCUGCACUCUUCUACAAAGAUACCUAGAAUUUAAUUAUCUUUUUCAUACAUUAAGGUAGCUCACUUGCCUUAUUAUCCAAUUAUCUAUAAUUAUUUAACAUAACUGUUUUAAUAAGAUUGUGUUUUAAAAAAAACACCUUGCAUGUUUUGACAGUAUUGUUAAGUACCUAUAUCAAAUAAAUAGUUUCAGAUUUUACUAGUGAUCACAUUUAUUUUGCUAUUACUGAAAAGUUUUUGCUUAUGCUAAGCUAAUGUGAACAUAUUAACUCAAAUGUUAAUAAAAAUGUUGCAUAUUUAGGAAAAUUACUAGAACAUGUGAAGAUUGCCAUUACAUCCUGAAAUUGAGAGCUGUUUCAUUAUUCAGUACAUUUUAUUUUGCAGAUUUAAGAGCAGAGAGGCUAGACUUGGUCAAACAACAAAUUUUAUCUCAGCCCUUAAGCACAUUAGCCCACUUUGAGAUGGCAAGUUAUGUGGAUCUGGAGCUUCUAAAACACUUGACAACCAAAGUACUGCCAUAUGUUGACUCAGUAGGCAUGAAUGAACAAGAGCUCUCCAAUCUUAACAGUGUUUUAGAGCGUGGAAGAGUAGUAGUUGUAGCAGACUCCAACCCAAGGAUAGCUACAGCACUUGAUCAAAUGCGGAACACAUUUAGACUUAUAAGGCAAAAGAACAAAAAGUUUGGUAGUAAAAGGAAACUUACCCGUAUGCAUGUGCACACUUUAGCAUACCAAGCAAUUUUAACUGUACAAAAUUUGAAAUGGAAAAGAACGCCUGCAGCUGCAGCUAAAGCAUCAUUAACUGCUCACAGAUAUGUUUGCAAUACACAGAACAUCAAUCUUGAGAAGACAAAACUACUGCUUGAUGAUAGUUUCUCAACAACCACAGACAAUGAUAAUAGCAGCAGAGUGUUUUUUGAAGCAAAUAAACCAGUGGCAUGUUGGGAGGAAACAAUAGAAAGCGAUAAAGUUGAGAUAUGUGUCGCACCAGUCUUAAUUUGUACAGAAGCUCAGUUGACAGCUGGAGCUGGGGAUAAUAUAUCAGCUGCGGGGCUGGUUUUGCAGGUGGAAAUAUGAUUCUAAGUCAGAUAAUACUUAAAGAAUGUUAAUUUAUAUUUAUGUUUAAAAAUAGGACAAAUAACUGCAUAUUUAUAAAUGAACAAUAAUAUUUUUUCCUACUUCACUAUAUUCUUUAUUAUGUACGAAAUACGUAAGCUAGAAUAAUUGAGGACUUGCCUGGAACUGAAACAUAGGAAAUGUUUCCUUAUUUAGAUUUAGAAAUAGGUUAUUUAUUAAUAAUAUUCAAUAUAUAAAUGGUGGUCUGAAUAAUGUGAUUUACAAUUUACUUACUGUAAUCCAUUCCAUAUCUAAGCAAUAAAUAAUUUGUUAGUUUUAAAAUUAUGUUAACUUGGAGUGGGAAUACAUCGAUAUUGCUUCUGCUGAUAUGGACAGAUACUUAUACCAAUAUCAAUUUAAGGAUAUAUUAUUCAACUUAAAGCUAUAUUGUUCUUUCAAAAUAAUAUAUAUGAACAAAAAAAAAUCUAAAUAAUAAUAUGAAGGUGCAUUUAUAUUUUACUUGCUUGCGGCAUCAAAUUUGAAAGAUAUCAGUGUAUUGGCAGAUAAAUAUUACUUAUGCAGAUAUAACAACAAGUCCAAAAUAUUAUUAUAAUCUAUAUAUGUAUCAGAUGCACUGUACUGUAUCUGAUGCAUCCCAGGAGUCUAUAUCCAUAAAUAAUAUGACGUGUCAGAUGAUAAACAAUGCAUUGACUUAAUUUAUUAUUAUUUACUAAAAGUAUUGUUAAUAAUUUAAUAUUAUAAUAUUUUAUUUCAGAUUAUUAUUUCACACAAAAAUCAUUCCAUUAAAUAUUCCUUACAAUGUUGUGUUAAAUAAAAAUAAUUUAUGUAUG
Parnassius mnemosyne (clouded apollo) is the source of this 3393-nucleotide messenger RNA. NCBI's taxonomy places the organism in Eukaryota, Metazoa, Arthropoda, Insecta, Lepidoptera, Papilionidae. The record is from the annotation of a GenBank genome assembly.